AUGGAUGAUGAAGCUCUAGUUAGUAUGAUUGGUCAAUAAAAAUUAAAAGGACUAUUUGAUUUUUUUUAGGAUUUGAUGAAAACUAAAAAGCCAUCAACUAGAGAAUAAUAAGAGGUACGAAUGCCUCUGGUUAGCACAGUUAAACCUCAUGAUUUAAUGAAUAAUAAAAUAAAAUAAAAGUAUGCUAUUUUUUAGAGAUUGACACAUUCAUAAAAAUUAUCAUAAGCUAGAGAAGCAAGCAAGAAAGAGCGUAACUCAAAAGAAUUAAACUAUAACUCCUUUGUUUAUGGCGAGAUUAGUUUCCCAUCCUUUGCACAUAUAUUCACAUUGAUAAAAGAAUAAUAUGGAGGGCUUUAAAAUGAAGGAGGGAUUUUUUAUGAUUUAGGAUCUGGAGUAGGAAAAGGGGUGCUUGCAGCUUCUCUUCUUCAUUAAUUUGAUCGAUGUACGGGUAUAGAACUACUGGAAUCGCUGCACAACAUGGGUCUUCAACUUAAAAACUCAAUACUAGAAUAGAGUGAAUAAAUAGUUCAGGAAGUAAUAGAAAUCGAUAAGUAUGAUGGAUUCUGUCUUCCCGAAAUUAAUUUUGUAAAAGACGACUUUCUUACAUAUGAUUGGAGCGAUGCAACACUUGUUUUUGCAGCUUCCACAUGUUACGAACCAUUUCUAAUGUAAAAACUAUUUGAGAGAUCAAAGCUAUUGAAAAGAGGCUCUUUUUUUAUAACUCUAACAAAAAAACUACCUUAAAGCGAUGAUUGGCAGUUACUUAUAAGUGUUAACCAUAAAAUGUCUUGGGGUGAAACUACAGUGCAUAUUUACAGGAAAUAAAAAGAUGCAAUGAGCUGA
Molecule: messenger RNA, 843 nt
Organism: Tetrahymena thermophila SB210
Lineage: Eukaryota; Ciliophora; Oligohymenophorea; Hymenostomatida; Tetrahymenidae
Product: histone methylation protein DOT1
Exons: 5
Biological process (GO): regulation of cell cycle
Molecular function (GO): histone H3K79 methyltransferase activity
Source: RefSeq, a predicted model, not a curated record